AUGGCAACACAAUAGUGAGGCUCCUGAAUACAUUUCUGGUCAAGUGCUGAAAAACUGCGAACUGAAACAUGUAAAAGAAGAAACCAUAACAGGUCCGAAGAAAACGUGUUGUUCCAGUAUGCCCGUUUUGCCCUCCAUCAGUGCACUCACUAACGACGAUGGACUUGUUCACCUGUGGCAUCUGCAAGCUGACAUUCCACCAGCUGGAUACUUUCUUAGAACACAAACACAAACAUGAUUUUCAAAAGCAACCAGGUAUAAGAAGUGGAAGUCCCGAGAGGAAAACUGAACCUGUGGACCAUGUUUUUCCCAACAUUAAGGCCUCUUCAGCAAGCAACAGUUCCACUUCUCCUUUCCUGAACAGUGUCCCAAGAAUGGAGUGUCCAUCACUGCAUAAAGAUUCACCAGAGUUUCUUUCCCAGGUUUCAGAAUACUCAAUCACUCCAAGAUGCACUGUGUCCAGUGUAGUUGUUUCCCCACACUGUAAGUCUGCUACUUCAAAAUUAUUAGAUGUAAAUACAAGCAGACUUCUUGAAGUAGUAGCUCCAAGGUCUGAAGAAAGCACGUGUAUAGAAACAGGAUCGUUUGAGGGUGAAGAUGGAGAUGUCAUUCUUAUUGAAAUUUCAGAGAACAAAAAACAGGAGGGUGAGCUGAAGGCAAAAGUUUGUAGGCCAGAUUUUGAGGGUUCUGAAGCCUCUCACAUGAGCUCCAUCACUAGAUCAGAGAAGCUACUGCCCAAGAAUAAUGAAGAAGAGGAGUCAAUCAGUAGUUCUUGCUGCAGUGGACAUGUCAACAGCAGUGUGGGAUUUGAAUGUAGAAGCAGUGAGGAAGAGAGUGACCAUAUCCAAACACACUUCCCAUCUAGUACAAGUACCUGGGAGGAUCCAGCAGAUGGAAGAAGGAAGAAUGUAAAAUCCGAUUCAUGUAUAAGUUCUGGGCAUCCACGUGCAGUGAGUGAAGGCACCAGUACCGAGGCUUCCCGCUUGAGCAGUGUUUCACAUCCCAUUGAAAUGUGUAUCACUCAGAGCUGUAAUGUGUUCUCAACAGUGUAUGGAGACAAGAAAAUGAUUGCAGAAAACAGUAGAGAAACAGAGAAAAAGCUGGUCCACACUAGUCCACAAGGGAGGAGUUGGACAUCUGAUUCCAUCACGUACACAACUCCGUCAAAUGUAACUCACACCACACCUGCUGAACCAAAAGAUAUGAAUUACUGCCAGGAAAAACUGUCUGUGAAUAGAUCUGACAUGAUAUAUGAAUAUGCUUACAGAGAUAAACCAAAAAUAGAUCUUGAAGUUAAAGGCCCAUGUGAAGACAUUCCUCAUGAAAGUGGGAUUAACAGCAUGGGGGGUAUGAACAGUGUAGGUAAGGUUUCAAAGAAAGUGGUGCCAGGUGACAGAACCACUGCUGAUGGAGAGCUUCCACUAAGUGUGAGAAGUGAAGCUACUGUUGUGGCAGGGAACAGUUGCAGUGAAGAGAUCUUUGUGGGACACCAAGAUGGCUCAGCUUCUGAUGGCAGCAUGACACAAGGGCUUGGGGAGGGAGCUUUGCUGAAUAGUGAGAGCAUGAGCCUUGCACCUGGGGACUGUUCAGAGUUGGAGUAUACACCCUCCCCAGGAAUCUACACCCUUAUACUCAAUACUGACAACACAUUCAGCUUGGUCUCUGAAGGGUGCCAGGUUCCAGCCACCCAGACCUGUAAUCCUGUUUUUGUGUGUUGGCCAUGCCAGAAGUUUGCACCAUCACAGGCUGAGAUCUUGAGCCACAUCUCAGCAAACCAUCCACAAGAUCUAUCCAACAUAAAUCAGUGCAUGUUUGAAUUGAGUCCUCUUUCUCCACCUCAUGGCAAUAACACAGUGGAGGCUGUCCAACAUGUCAAUGGGAGGAAGGUACAAAGAAGAUUGGGUCGUCCACGAAAAGAAGAGUUAAUAGAUCAGAAAGAGCCUCUGCCAGUGAGAAGAAAAUUCAAGGUAGAGGUAAAUGGUACACUCUGCCUUGUCUGUGAUAAGCUUUUCCCAAAGCAGCGACAGUUUGACAAGCACCGGUGCAGUGUAUGGCAGGAUGACCAGCUUCCCCAAGACCAGUCACUUUCUAAGCAUCCUGCUAGCCUCUUGACCUCUUCAGAGGGAGGAGCAGAAGAAAUCUCUAACCUUGAGGCACCCCAAAAGGAGGAGGCUGAGGAGGAAGAGUGGCAGAGAAGUGCCACUUGCAAGCCAAGAGGUAGAGGAGCAGAGAAGAGGAAAAGAGGACGACCUCCUAAAGUGGACCAACUCAGAGGAGAGACAGUGGAUAAAGAAGCUUUCACUACAGUGCAUCUUCCUAAAGAAGAGAACGAUGAAGUCCUGCUGAGAGACAGAAGUGACAAGCAGCAGCCAUUAUCCUCCUCCCAGUCUAUCCUGAAUUCCACUAAGUGUAACUCUGACAUAACCCAGAAUGUUUGCCCAUCACGCUUUCAGCACAUUCCCACCCUUCCACUCUUCUCCAAUCCUCACCAGAAGGAGCGACUCCACAAGUGGAUUGCUCAGACUGACCUCAGUUUUGUGGAUGACAUUAUAGACAAGGUUUACCCCGAGAAGAAAUUGUCAGAAAAGCGAGAUGCCCCUGCCAUGUUCACGUGUCGUGAGUGCAAGUUGCUGUUCCGUACUCUUACUUCCUGCAGGCGGCACUGUGCCAAACACAUGACAAAGAAGGCCUUCACGUGCCCAGACUGUGACUUUGCUACUGCCAACGUUGGAGGGUUGUACUCCCACUACCGUAACCACACCCAAAACCUUUAUGCUUGUGACAAGUGUGAUUUUCGGGCUCGAAUUAAAGCCCAUUACCGGGAUCACUUGGAGACCCACAACCCGUGCAGGCAUAUCUGUCGCAUAUGUCAAAAACCCUACAGCACCUCUAGCUCCCUCAGGAGCCACAUUUACCUCAACCACAGGAAUGAGGAGGGCAUGAAGUACGUGUGGUGGCUGCGUAGGAAAAACCAGGAACAGGACAAAAAAAAUGUGGUGUUUCAGUGUCCACUGUGUUAUCAGCUGUUUAGUGAGCUGUCCCUUGCCAACCAGCACCUUGCAGCUCAUGAACACAGUGCACCUCAAGAAGUUACAAGAUGCGAGGUGUGUGGCUUAGAGCCUCUCUCCCGGGGAACACUCAAGAAACACCUUACAAAGCAUAAAGUUGUCUACAUUUGCUGUACUUGUGGUAAACCACAGGUAACUGCCAGCUGUCUUCGGAGUCAUCUCAGAGAAGGAACCUGCAGCAGUUAUUCAAGAGAGGAUAGCUUAAAGCUCUCUCUCCUGUACUCUUACACAUCCUCAGGGACACUGCCAAGUCUCAUCUCCAGCAAGGUACUUGGCAUGGGGCCUCUUCUACAAGAUAUGGAGAACUACAUCAGCCACCAGCAGCUGCCCGACACCAAAGUUUGCAGCGAGCUUAGACACCAAAUGGAGGCUGCUGGAUACAGACAAAUAUCUGAACUACUUCUAGACAAGCUUGCUGACUUGACAGCCUCAUCUUGCAGAACAGAUCUCAUGAAAAUAGUCAUCAGCACAAGAUCUGGUACUACUGACUAGCAAGAGGUUAAGGGGCACUGUCGCAAAUUUUACUUACUUUCUCAAUAAGGCAGGCCUUUUCAAUAAAAAGUUUAUGCAACAACACAGUACA
Molecule: messenger RNA, 3651 nt
Organism: Scylla paramamosain (green mud crab)
Lineage: Eukaryota; Metazoa; Arthropoda; Malacostraca; Decapoda; Portunidae
Exons: 5
Coding region: 159-3560 (1133 amino acids)
Molecular function (GO): DNA binding
Source: RefSeq, a predicted model, not a curated record